Messenger RNA from Callithrix jacchus (white-tufted-ear marmoset), 2274 nucleotides. It is a transcript of the gene PAH, whose product is annotated as phenylalanine hydroxylase. Gene Ontology annotation, molecular function: phenylalanine 4-monooxygenase activity; iron ion binding. The record is from RefSeq and is a predicted model, not a curated record. Gene Ontology annotation, biological process: L-tyrosine biosynthetic process; L-phenylalanine catabolic process. Lineage: Eukaryota; Metazoa; Chordata; Mammalia; Primates; Cebidae.
UCAGCCCCACAUGCUGUUUGCAAACCUGUCUGAGGCCCUAAACAGCCAGAGACCUCACUCCCGUGGAGCCGGCAUGUCCACUGCAGUCCUGGAAAACCGAGGCUUCGGCAGGAAACUCUCUGACCUUGGACAGGAAACAAGCUAUAUUGAAGACAACUCCACUCAAAAUGGUGCCAUAUCACUGAUCUUCUCACUCAAAGAAGAAGUUGGUGCAUUGGCCAAAGUGUUGCGGUUAUUUGAGGAGAAUGAUAUAAACCUGACCCACAUUGAAUCCAGACCUUCUCGUUUAAAGAAAGACGAGUAUGAAUUUUUCACCCAUUUGGAUAAACGUAGCCUGCCUGCUCUGACAAACAUCAUCAAGAUCUUGAAGCACGACAUUGGUGCCACCGUCCACGAGCUUUCACGAGAUAAGAAGAAAGACACAGUGCCCUGGUUCCCAAGAACCAUUCAAGAGCUGGACAGAUUUGCCAAUCAGAUUCUCAGCUAUGGAGCAGAGCUGGAUGCAGACCACCCUGGUUUUAAAGAUCCUGUGUACCGUGCAAGACGGAAGCAGUUUGCUGACAUUGCCUACAACUACCGCCAUGGGCAGCCCAUCCCUCAAGUGGAAUACACGGAGGAAGAAAAGAAAACAUGGGGUACGGUGUUCAAGACUCUCAAGUCCUUGUAUAAAACUCAUGCUUGCUACGAGUACAAUCAUAUUUUUCCACUUCUUGAAAAGUACUGUGGCUUCCACGAAGAUAAUAUUCCGCAGCUGGAAGACGUUUCUCAAUUCCUGCAGACUUGCACUGGUUUCCGCCUCCGACCUGUGGCUGGCCUGCUUUCCUCUCGCGAUUUCUUGGGUGGCCUGGCCUUCCGAGUCUUCCACUGCACGCAGUACAUCAGACAUGGAUCCAAGCCUAUGUACACCCCUGAACCUGACAUCUGCCAUGAGCUGUUGGGACAUGUGCCCUUGUUUUCAGAUCGCAGCUUUGCCCAGUUUUCCCAGGAAAUUGGCCUUGCCUCUCUGGGUGCACCAGAUGAGUACAUUGAAAAACUUGCCACAAUUUACUGGUUUACUGUGGAGUUUGGGCUCUGCAAACAAGGAGAUGCCAUAAAGGCAUAUGGAGCUGGGCUCCUGUCUUCCUUUGGUGAAUUACAGUACUGCUUAUCAGACAAGCCAACGGUCCUUCCCCUGGAGCUGGAGAAGACAGCCAUCCAAAAGUACACUGUCACAGAGUUCCAGCCCCUGUAUUACGUGGCAGAGAGUUUUAAUGAUGCCAAGGAGAAAGUAAGGAACUUUGCUGCCACAAUCCCUCGGCCCUUCUCAGUUCACUAUGACCCAUACACCCAAAGGAUUGAGGUCUUGGACAAUACCCAGCAGCUUAAGAUUUUGGCUGAUUCCAUUAACAGUGAAAUUGGAAUCCUUUGCAGUGCCCUCCAGAAAAUAAAGUAAAGCCACGGACAGAAUCUAUUGAUGGAGAUACAACUACUUCUUUUACCAGAAAAAAGUCUGAAAAGCAAACCUUAAUUUGAAAUGACAGACUUAAACUCUUUUUACAACAAGAUGGAGAAACAACAAAUACGUCAAAAUAAUCUGAAAUGACAGGAUAUGAAUACAUACUCAAAAGCAUAAUGGUAAAUCCUGUGGGGUCAUCUUUGAUUUAGAGAUGAUAAUCCCAUAUUCUCAAUUGAGUUAAAUCAGUAAUCUGUGGUAUUUCAUCCGGGUUAAUUAAAAUUUGGGACCUGCUUCAUUCAAGCUUCAUAUAUGCUUUGUAGAGAGUUCGUAAAGAAUUAUAUAAGGCUAAAUGUAAAUCCAAAGAAUGUCAUUAUAAUUGAAUUAUUGGGCUUAAUAUAAAUUGUAACCUAUGAAGUUUAUUUUCUAUUUGAGUUAACUGUGAUUUCAAUCACUGCUUUGUUAUUGCACCUAAGUAAAUUUUCUAUAAUUCAGAAGCCUGUUAAAAUAGUUGCAAACAUUGACCUUCUUUAGUAUUAUAUUAAUAUAAAAACAUUUUUGUAUGUUUUAUUGUAAUCAUAAAUACAGUGUAUAAGGUAAUAGAAUUCCCCCCCCCAAUCCCUACAACUUCCAGUAUCAUUUUUCAAUUAAUUAAUUAUCUAGUCUGUUUUGGGAGACAUUUUGAAGACAUUUAUGAUGCAGCAGAUGUUGACUAAAGGCUUGGUUGGUAGAUAUUCAGAAAAUGUUCAUUGAAUAAAUAAGUGAAUACAUUAUUGAAAAGCAAAUCUGUAAAUGUGAAAAUUUUAUUUUUAUUAGAAAUAAAACAUUAAUAGUUUACACAA